Molecule: messenger RNA, 1617 nt
Organism: Arabidopsis arenosa
Lineage: Eukaryota; Viridiplantae; Streptophyta; Magnoliopsida; Brassicales; Brassicaceae
Source: the annotation of a GenBank genome assembly
AACCCAUUUCCUCUCUCUCUUCUUCACUUCAUCUUCUUACACCAAAUCUAUCUUCAACAAACUCCAUUCUCUAUAUACAACUUAAAAAACUUUGAUUAAUCAGAUCAAAUAUUUCACAAGUAGUUAAAUAACAAACACACUUUCUCAACAAUGAGACUCUCUCUUUCUCCCGUACGUCCGCAUAGUGUACUAGUAGUACCUUCACUACCAAAGCACGACGUCGUUUCUUAUAUAAAUGGUACGACGUCGAAUCGUCAAUGUCGAUGUGUACUUACUCUUCCUUCUCCUUCAAUUUCUACCUCCCGACCACCGGUUCUACCCAAACCGGAAACCUGGGAGAGUUUGCUACUAAACCAAGAUCAUAUUUCCGGCGAAGUCUCGCCCUCUGGUUCGAAUAACCCGGUUAAGCUUGGCCGGAGAUGGAUGGAGUACCAGGGGCUUCAAAAUUGGGAUGGUCUUUUAGACCCAUUGGACGAAAAUCUCCGGCGUGAGAUUCUCCGGUACGGUCAAUUCGUCGAAUCGGCUUAUCAAGCGUUUGAUUUCGAUCCUUCUUCUCCAACCUACGCGACAUGCCGGUUUCCGAGGAGCACUUUGUUAGACCGAUCCGGUUUACCUAAUUCCGGUUAUCGACUAACGAAGAACCUUCGUGCCACGUCAGGUAUUAACUUGCCACGUUGGAUUGAGAAAGCGCCAAGCUGGAUGGCUACACAAUCCAGCUGGAUUGGUUACGUGGCAGUUUGCCAAGACAAGGAAGAGAUCUCACGGCUUGGGCGUAGAGACGUCGUCAUCUCCUUCCGUGGAACCGCCACGUGUCUCGAAUGGUUAGAGAACCUUCGCGCCACGCUGACUCAUCUCCCUAAUGGGCCUACUGGACCAAAUCUAAACGGGUCUAACUCUGGGCCCAUGGUCGAGAGCGGCUUUUUAAGCUUGUACACUUCAGGGGUUCACAGUUUGAGAGACAUGGUAAGAGAAGAGAUCUCAAGGCUACUCCAAUCUUACGGCGACGAGCCGUUAAGUGUAACGAUAACCGGCCACAGCCUCGGAGCUGCGAUCGCCACACUAGCGGCUUACGAUAUCAAAACGACCUUUAAACGUGCGCCGAUGGUUACCGUAAUAUCUUUUGGAGGUCCACGUGUUGGAAACAGAUGCUUUCGGAAACUACUUGAGAAGCAAGGCACGAAGGUUCUAAGAAUCGUGAAUUCCGACGACGUUAUCACCAAAGUUCCUGGAGUCGUUUUAGAAAACAGAGAGCAAGAGAACGUUAAGAUGUCGACGGCGUCAAUAAUGCCGAGCUGGAUACAGAGACGCGUGGAGGAGACGCCGUGGGUUUACGCCGAGGUCGGUAAGGAGCUUAGGCUGAGCAGCCGUGACUCGCCGCACUUGAACAGCAUCAAUGUGGCCACGUGUCACGAGCUGAAAACGUAUUUACAUUUGGUAGACGGAUUUGUGAGCUCCACGUGUCCAUUCAGAGAGACGGCUCGGAGAGUUCUCCAUAGAUGAAGAUUCAUCUAACAUUCGUAACUAAUUUAACUUUGUGCAAAGAAACAGUAAACCAAGAAAGAAAAUCAUGAACCGGAAUGGUUUGAUUUAUUUGGUUAAUAGAUUAAUUUCGUUACA